Molecule: messenger RNA, 1516 nt
Organism: Prorocentrum cordatum
Lineage: Eukaryota; Dinophyceae; Prorocentrales; Prorocentraceae
Source: the annotation of a GenBank genome assembly
CUGCGUCCCCCACCUCGUGGCGCGCCCCUUUUGGCCGGCGCGGGGCCCGCCCCCGCAGGGGCGCGCCCGCCGACCGGCGAGCAGGCGCUCGGCACGGGGCGCUUCCCCCCCCCCCCCGCCGCCGCAGGGAGCGCGCCCCCCGGGCCUCUCGGCAGCAUGGCGGCCGACCAGGCGCUCGCUGCGGUGAGGCAGAUCCAGGCCCUCGCCGAGGGGCCGCAGACCCCGGAGAUGCGGGCCUGCCUGGGCCAGGUCGUCGCUGCGGUGCUCGCCUUCCUGGACCACCCCGACGCGCGCGUCCGGCUGCACUCCGCCAGGGCGCUGCUGAAGCUGACCGCGGGCUACCCGGGGGAGCUGGCCGCCAUCGACCUCGGCAGGGCCAGGGGCGCCCUCAAGCGGAGCAGGGUGUCCCGGGCUGCCGGGACUGCAGAUGCGGACGCUGAGGAAAUUGAGGCCAUCCUGGUGGAGGUGCUGGAGGCCGGCGCUGCCAAUGGGGCCAGCGCCGCCUCCACGGCUGCCUCCACGCCGCUCUCUGGCGCCGUGGCCUCGGCGGCCGCGGCGUCGUCCUCGUGGGGCCCGCGCGCGGCGCGAGCCGCCCCCAACGACGCCGAGGGCAGGGGCGAGGUUGUGCUGAAGGUCGGGGCGGAAUCCUGGAGGGUGAAGGCGAAGGUGAAGGCUGUGAUCCUGGAGCGCGUCGUGGCCGUCUCUGGCGUCGUCAGCGUCACCUUCGAGGGCAGUCUCGUCAUCGUCAGCACCCGCUCCGCCGCCGUGGCCGCCGACGCGGUCUUCCUGGCCGACGUGCUGGCCGCGAUGAGGGCAGAGGGCAUCGAGGGGAUAUCCCUCGUGAGCGCUGGUGGCACCAGCGCCGGCGCAGCCGCGCCUGCAGGGCCCCUCGGGGUCCAGGGCCCGGAUGCCCCUGCCCCUGCCGCAGCGACCCCAGCUGCAGCAGGAAGCCCUGCGGGGCCGCACGUGCCGGGGGAGGGUCCCGACGAGGACGAGAGCCAGGGCGAGCCAGGCUACCUCGAUGACGACGACGAGGACGAGCUGGUCAUGAGUGGAUCGGGCGGCGCCGCGGUGUCCUUCGGCGCUCCCGCGGGCCCCUCCCCGCUCGUCGGCGGCGGUGGCCCACAGUGGUCGUUUUUCUCGCAGUCCAACUGGAUGACGGGCAGGAAGGUGCAGGAGUUCGACGACGACCCCACCAUCGCCGCGAGGCUCGCUAAGGCCAAGCGCCGCGAGGAGGCCAAGAAGGAGGAGAGUAGAUCACGCCUAGGCUUCGUCACCUCCUGGCUGGGCAGGGGCUCCUAGCCUAGAACCUUCGUGCGGAAGCUUUGGACUACCGCGCCCUGUGCCGCCCCGCUAGUUCUGCGUCAGGCUCCUCUCCUCAGGUGAGCGCGCCUGAGCGCCGAGUGCAUGCCCCCCCCGGCGGCGGCGGCGGUGUCGCGUGAUGUCGCUAGUUGUUUUUUUGUUGGUUUGAGUUUCAGAGGCCUGCCGGGGCCGUCGACGUUCUGAUGAGGGUGGA